Nestor notabilis (Kea) is the source of this 1522-nucleotide messenger RNA. RefSeq names its product zinc finger, DHHC-type containing 20 (gene ZDHHC20). Gene Ontology annotation, molecular function: protein-cysteine S-palmitoyltransferase activity. The record is from RefSeq and is a predicted model, not a curated record. Gene Ontology annotation, cellular component: endoplasmic reticulum; Golgi apparatus. Gene Ontology annotation, biological process: peptidyl-L-cysteine S-palmitoylation; synaptic vesicle maturation; protein targeting to membrane. Bases 55 to 954 code for a protein of 299 amino acids. The transcript is spliced from 12 exons. NCBI's taxonomy places the organism in Eukaryota, Metazoa, Chordata, Aves, Psittaciformes, Psittacidae.
UCUUCAACUGCAGAAAAAGCUGUCUACCUUGUGAUUUUUCAUCUGUCAUUUUUCAUGUUUGUAUGGUCUUACUGGAAGACAAUUUUCACAUCUCCUGCAUCCCCCUCUAAAGAGUUUUGUUUGUCAAAAGCUGAUAAAGAACAAUAUGAAAAAGAAGAGAGACCAGAAUACCAGCAGGAGAUUUUGAGAAGAGCUGCUAAAGAUCUGCCUAUCUAUACGACAACAGCAUCGAGAGCAAUCAGAUACUGUGAUCGAUGCCAGCUAAUCAAACCCGACCGCUGCCACCACUGUUCUGCAUGUGACAUAUGUGUACUAAAAAUGGAUCACCACUGUCCAUGGGUGAAUAAUUGUGUGGGAUUUUCUAACUACAAAUUCUUCCUCCUGUUUUUAAUGUAUUCCUUACUGUACUGUCUGUUUGUUGCUGCUACAGUCUUGCAGUACUUCAUAAAGUUUUGGACAAAUGAAUUGAAUGCAAAAUUCCACAUCCUAUUCCUUUUCUUUGUGGCAGCCAUGUUCUUCAUCAGCAUAUUGUCACUCUUCAGCUACCACUGCUGGCUAGUUGGCAAAAACAGAUCAACCAUAGAAACAUUCCGUGCACCUACAUUUCGAAAUGGUCCUGAUAAAAAUGGCUUUUCUCUUGGAUGCAGCAAAAAUCUGAGGGAGGUUUUCGGAGAUGAAAAGAAGUAUUGGCUAAUCCCUAUCUUUACCAGUUUGGGCGAUGGGUGUAAUUUCCCAACUCGUUUGGUGAUUAUGGAUCCAGAGCAACUUGCUGUCUCAAGCCAAAAUGAACCUGCCAAAAGCUCUGGACCAAAUCAGUCCUUUCCUACUCGACCACUCAGUGAAUCACAAAAUCGGUUGCUAACCAGUGACAGUCAGUGGGUGGAAAGUGUCCCUGAAGAGGAAAAUGUUAAAUCAGGUGCAAAAAAGCAUAUUAUAGUUUCAUUGGAAAGCUGAUCUCAGUUUAUUACUAACCAACCAUCUCAGUGAGAAACAGGUUUCUGCAACGCAUCUUGUGCUUGAAUAUUACUUAAUUUUGUUUGGAAGAAGUUGAUCAGUAAAAUAUGGAACACAAACAUUUUAGGAAGAGACAAGAAAUUCAAGUUUCUGCACAGUACAAUGGAUUCUUGUAAGCACUAUUGCAGAGCAGGGAAGUUAAGACAGAUGCCUUAAGAUUCUUAAUGUGCAUUUAUGCAACACUGAAUUAUAUACUGCUACCAAAGGGCCAAACCCUGAAGUGCCCUGCUUGGAUGCACGAGGUCCGGAGUGGGAACUAUGCAUUUCUGUUAUGCUGCAGUGGUGGGGGUUGAUUGCAGAGACUCCUACCUCCCCACGGGCAAACUUCUUACCUUAGGCACUGCAGAAGUCACAUCCAUAGCAGGUCUCCAGGGAACAGAAAGAAAAAAGAAAAGGAAAAAAACAGGGAGGGGGGUGGAAAUCAACAUAGAGCAUGGACAGUGAGUCUGAGGUGUGACUAUAUGUAGUUCAGACACCAAGUGAUGGGGAAGGGACUGGAUGAAGUCUU